Molecule: messenger RNA, 1047 nt
Organism: Anopheles funestus (African malaria mosquito)
Lineage: Eukaryota; Metazoa; Arthropoda; Insecta; Diptera; Culicidae
Gene: HmgD
Product: mobility group protein 1A
Exons: 3
Coding region: 220-555 (111 amino acids)
Molecular function (GO): transcription cis-regulatory region binding
Source: RefSeq, a predicted model, not a curated record
CUUUCCCUUUUUGAUUCUUCGUAGAGCUCUAGCACCGUUCACAGUUCGUACGGUCCCGAAGUAAGUGUUCUGCCCUGUGUCUCUCUGUGUGUCCAUAGGAAAAAAGUGGUCAUAAAUUAGUGCAUUUUGUGCGGCCAAUUUCUCCAGGAUCUUACUCCGAACAUUUUAAUUGUUUGUGACAUUUAAACAUACUGACAUCGAAUAACAAUCGCAUCCAUCAUGGCUGAGAAACCAAAGCGUCCUCUAUCGGCUUAUAUGCUGUGGCUGAACUCGGCCCGCGAACAGAUCAAAAAGGAAAACCCUGGCAUUAAAGUGACAGAAAUCGCCAAGAAGGGCGGAGAGCUGUGGCGUGGAAUGAAGGACAAGAGCGAAUGGGAGUACAAGGCAGCCAAGAUGAAGGAUGAGUACAACAAACAGAUGCAAGAUUUCGAGCGAAACGGUGGCAGCAAGGACGCCGGAACCAAGAAAAAGAAAGGUGCAAAGAAAGUUGCCAAAAAGAGCAAAAAGAAGGAUUCGGAGGAUGAAGAUGACGAGUCUGGAGAUGAGAGCGACUGAACUAAUCACUAACCUUAAAAUAAUUAUUUUUAAUUUAUUGUGUAAAUGUUCGGGGCCUUACUUCAACUACAAAUCACAGCAUCUCUCUCUGUCUUUUACACACGAAACAAAAACCAACAACACUCCUGGACAUCGCUCUAUAGCCACUCCGCCCCUCCAAUCCCCCCCACACCCUUGUGUCCGACCUGUUUUAUUCCUACCCACCCAGGAUGUGUGUUCCGGGAAUCGGGGUAAUGUAACGCCACAUCCCUCACACAGCCUACCAUCACCAAAAUCCGGCACCAACCCCAUCCUUCCCAAACUCUACGUAAAGAAAGGCUUUCCGACCGUUGAUUAACCUUCAGAUUCCUUCUCCAACUACUACUACUACUACCACCACAACUACUACUAUUAUUACUGCUAACGAAAAUCUAUCAACUUGCCAACGCGUCACACACAACUUUACACAAAAUUGAAAUGAAAAGAUAAAAAAACAACUAAAAAACCGUAAAA